AUGUAUCGUCAAAUUUUGAUCAAUCCAUCACAUGCUAAGUACCAGCGUAUUCUGUUCAGAACUUGCCCAGACGAAGAAGUUUCUGAUUACCAAUUGAAGACGGUAACAUUUGGUGUCAAUUGCGCCCCAUACUUGGCUCUUAGAACUCUUUUAAAAUUGGCGGAUGACGAAGAGUAUCGUUUUCCAAUUGGCUCAAAAAUUCUAAGAAAUAAUAUGUAUGUCGAUGAUGCUUUGGUAGGCGUUCAUACUGUUUCUCAGGGGUUGAAAGCGAAGGAAGAAUUGAUAGAAAUUCUUGAAUCAGGUGGAUUUGAGCUUCGAAAGUGGACGUCCAAUUCCAAAGAAAUUCUGAAGGGUCUGGCUCGUGAAAAACUUUUAAAUGAGGAAUUUCUGGAGCUCGGCGACAAAAGCUCUGCAAAGACGUUGGGUAUUCGGUGGAACGCCUCGGUAGAUAGUUUCUACUUUGUUAUGGACAAAAUUCCAGAAAGAAAUUCGUAUUCUAAGAGGCAAGUGUUGUCCAUUAUCGCAAAGAUUUUUGAUCCUUUGGGUUGGCUUUCCCCAAUUAUAAUAACUGCGAAGAUUCUCAUGCAGCAAUUAUGGCUCGAUGAUGUUGGAUGGGAUGACCCCCUAAAGCCACAUACUUUAUUAAGCUGGAAGAACUUUGUCUCAACUUCCGUUGGAAUUGAAGAAAUUAGAAUACCAAGGUGGGUAAAUUACUCUGCUGACUGCAAUGUUCAAUUACACGGGUUCAGUGAUUCGUCGGAGUCGGCUUAUGCAGCAGCGUUGUAUUUGAGAGUUGAAGUGGGACAUAAUAUUUUUUCGAAUUUGCUCGUUGCGAAAUCUAAAGUUGCCCCUUUGAAGAAGAUGUCGCUACCUCGAUUAGAGCUCUGUGGCGCCUUGCUGCUUGCGGAGUUAGUAGAUUCAGUUUUGCCUCAAUUGGAUAUUCAAAAGACAUCUUUGUUUGCUUGGUCAGACUCGACUAUUGUACUAGCUUGGCUCAAGAAACCAUCAUACUCUUGGACAACGUUUGUCGCAAAUAGAGUUUCUAUUAUCCAGGAGAAAAUAGGAAGUGACUGGCAUCAUGUUCCUACGGAUGAAAAUCCGGCAGAUCUGGCAACCCGGGGGCGGACUCCUUUAGAAAUAAAGGAGAGUGGUCUGUGGUGGCAUGGACCAUCCUGGCUCAAAUCGCCCGAAAAUAGAUGGCCGUCUGGUGUGGUGAUAUCUGAAACAAUAUUGGAGGCUAAACAUAUAAAAGUUCAUUUUGCUCGAUCUGCCGUGGAGGAAGAUAUAUUAGAACGAUUUUCUUGUCUAUCCACAGCAACUCAUGUUGUAGGGCACAUAAUUCGCUUUUUCAACCGAACGCACGGGAAAGCCAAGAAGACAACGUGUUUUGAUACCGUAAGGUUGUCAGCGGAUGAAAUUAGUUUUGCCCGACGCCGUUUGAUGUCUGUGUCACAGAGAAUCCAUUUCCCCUCGGAAUAUGAUUGCCUCCUUAAAAAUCAGAAGAUUGAGUCUGGGAGCCCUCUUUUGUCACUAAACCCUUUUCUCGACAAAGACAGCCUUAUUCGAGCCAACGGAAGGUUGAGUUCUGCCCUUUCAAUAUCGUACGAUGAAAGGUAUCCAAUUAUUCUGGCCCAUAAGAGCAGAUUCGCUGCACUGUACGUUGACUUUGUUCAUCGUCUUACCAACCAUGGUGGCAUUCAGCUAACUCUGGCUACUACACGCCUCGAAUGCUGGAUCAUAAGAGGCCGGAACUUGGUGAAAACUCGUUACCGAAAUUGUACGAAGUGCGUUCUGGCUCAAAAGAAACGACAAACACAGCUAAUGGCUGCCCUUCCUCCAGAACGGACUACAAUAUCCCGACCAUUUUCCACAUCUGGGGUAGAUUUCGCUGGCCCGGUGGAAAUUAAGAAUUUUAGUGGUAGAGGCUGCCGCAUUUCGAAAGGUUAUAUUUGUCUGUUUGUUUGCUUCGCCACCAAGGCGAUCCAUUUGGAACCGGUCAGCGACCUUUCAACCCCGGCGUUUAUCGCCGCUCUUGCUCGAUUCGUUGCCCGGCGUGGUUGUCCCCGUCAUAUAUACUCGGACAAUGGUAAGAAUUUCGUGGGUGCUGAUCGCGAAAUACGAUCCAACCUCAUGAAGAUUAUAUCAGAAACCAGAGACGAUUCUGUUACUCGAUACGGGUUUCAGAAGUUAGAAUGGCACUUUAAUCCUGCCGCAGCUCCACAUAUGGGUGGCCUGUGGGAGGCAGGGGUUAAAAGUUGCAAAAUGCACCUGAAGAAAAUCUCAGGGCAGAUACGACAUACAUUCGAGGAGCUCUCCACUAUACUCGCCCGCAUAGAAGCGUGCCUUAACUCUAGACCACUUACUUCCUUAACCGAUGGCAUAGAUGACCCUAGCGCCCUUACUCCCGGGCACUUCCUCAUCGGCGGUCCUUUGUUGUCUCUUGCUGAGCCCGACGAAGUCGAAAAUAAAACGUCCUUGUUGAACCGUUGGAGACGUAUAAAGUUGAUUUCUCAAGAAUUUUGUAGGCGCUGGAAAAUGGAGUAUCUCAAGGAGCUCCAUAAACGCACUAAGUGGAAAGUGGCUCAAAACGAUCUACAACUUGAUGAUAUUGUGGUGCUACAUUCUGACUCACUUGCUCCAAAUGAGUGGCGCAUGGGUCGCGUGGUAAAAUUACACUUUGGACAGGACAAUAGGGUUCGAGUGGUGGACUUGAAAACCCUGAACGGCGUGAUAACGCGUCCUGUACACAAAUUAGUACUCCUUCCUCGUCCCGAAUAA
Musca domestica (house fly) is the source of this 2778-nucleotide messenger RNA. RefSeq lists its product as uncharacterized. The record is from RefSeq and is a predicted model, not a curated record. Gene Ontology annotation, molecular function: nucleic acid binding. Gene Ontology annotation, biological process: DNA integration. The coding region runs from base 1 to 2778 and encodes 925 amino acids. The transcript has a single exon. NCBI's taxonomy places the organism in Eukaryota, Metazoa, Arthropoda, Insecta, Diptera, Muscidae.